GUUACCUUGUAAACCUUCCUUCUGUUGCUCGUGUACUAGCUCUGUCAAAUCAAAAGUUGACUGUUAUUUAGCAGUGUGGCAACGCCAAUAUACUUGGAUUUUGCGUCGGCGCAUAACGUUCAUUUUGGUGUGUGCUUUAUCUUUCGUAGCAGAAAUUUUUUCAGCUCACAGUGAAAUUGAACCUAAAAUAUGUUAAAGUCGGAGGUACAGCACCAAUACUGGAUAACCAAGAAGGUCGUCCAGCGCAAGCUGGGCAGCAAAGAGGACAAGCACAUAAUAUCCUCAGACGCUGAGCUAGACGCCAAAAUCGAGGUGUUCAAAUCGAUUAGUGACACCAGCACGGAACUAUGCAAAAUCAUUGACCAAUACCAGGAGCGCCUGUGCAUAUUGUCGCAGGAGGAGUGCGUGUUUGGGCGUUUUCUCAAGGAGGCGGGUAAACGCAGCAAAACGACGGGCGGCAGCAUCACGAACACGGGCAAGGCCAUGUCCUUUGCAGGACAGCAGCGAAUGUGCGUCCGUGUUCCGCUAUUGCGCCUGCAGCACGAGGUGGACGUGUAUCGGUGUCGCGCUGUUAAGGACACGGAGCUAACGUUACAGACCAUGGAAAAGGAGCGCACCGAAUACCGCGCUGCGUUGUCCUGGAUGAAGAGCACGGCCAGCCAGGACAUGGACCCCGAUACUGGCAAGGGUCUGGACAAAUUUCGCACCGCUCAGGCUCAUGUGCGCGCCGCCAAGCAUAACUUUGACGGCUACUCCAUGGACUCCAUACAAAAGAUUGAUCUGCUGGCCGCUGCACGCUGUAAUAUGUAUUCACAUGCCUUGGUCGCCUAUUUGGCUGAACUGAAGAACUUUGCCCAAAAAGCUGCCUCCACCUUUCAGACCAUUUCCAAUGCGCUGGUGGUGAAGCCCAAGUACGACUUUUGUGUGCUCAAGGAACUGUCCCAAAACGAGGGCGCCGAUGCCCCGGAUACAGUGCCCAUUGAGGCAGUCGACAAAGAUCAAUCUUUAUUCUUUGCGGAAGAAUACCAAGACAAGCCAAAGUCCGAGCCGCAGCCGCCCACAGAAGACACGCCCGCGCCGCCUAAUGCCUGCGGUGACAACGAAACGUUGCUCAUUGAGCUGUCCAAGCAGCUGGAGGAAAGUCCGCUUAUUGAGGCGCCGCUUCUCGAGACCCCGUUGUUGGACACCAGCAGCAAUAAUAAAUUCUGGGCGCGCAUGUUUACACAGCAACAGGCGCCCACGCCGAGCACCAUGUCGCCCGUUGCUGCGGCUCCGCCCAAAACGAACAACAAACAGAGCCAGCAGAGCAACAGCAGCUCCAACGCCAAUCCCUGGUUGGAACUAUUUGCCGACCUGGAUCCGCUGGCUAAUCCGCAGGCAUUUGAUCUGAAAUUAAGCGGCGGACGACGCGUUGCAGAGCAGACAUAAAACUGGACAUUUGCGUGGAAAGACUUGAGGUUUCCCGGACGCAGCAUCUACAGCAGAAAAAAAUACGACGGAUAUCGAUUUGUCGGUCUAUCGUUAGUAUUAAUAGUUUAAUUUUUCUGUCACUAUCGAUAGUUUUGGCUUUUUCACUGUCGAUAGCUUUAGCUUUUUCACAUGAAAUGAGUUUGUCAAUAAAGUACAUUAUUCUUUAUUCAAAA
Drosophila montana is the source of this 1643-nucleotide messenger RNA. It is a transcript of the gene ICA69, whose product is annotated as islet cell autoantigen 1-like protein. Bases 190 to 1428 code for a protein of 412 amino acids. Gene Ontology annotation, biological process: regulation of transport. The transcript has 3 exons. NCBI's taxonomy places the organism in Eukaryota, Metazoa, Arthropoda, Insecta, Diptera, Drosophilidae. The record is from RefSeq and is a predicted model, not a curated record. Gene Ontology annotation, cellular component: Golgi apparatus. Gene Ontology annotation, molecular function: protein domain specific binding.